Haliotis rufescens (red abalone) is the source of this 6603-nucleotide messenger RNA. RefSeq names its product serine/threonine-protein phosphatase 2A 56 kDa regulatory subunit epsilon isoform-like. Gene Ontology annotation, molecular function: protein phosphatase activator activity. Lineage: Eukaryota; Metazoa; Mollusca; Gastropoda; Lepetellida; Haliotidae. The record is from RefSeq and is a predicted model, not a curated record. The coding region runs from base 364 to 1746 and encodes 460 amino acids. Gene Ontology annotation, biological process: signal transduction; protein dephosphorylation. Gene Ontology annotation, cellular component: cytosol; nucleus; protein phosphatase type 2A complex. The transcript is spliced from 12 exons.
AAGUCUCUCGGACUUGCCGCAUGACGAGAUGUGAAGGAAACCAUUAGUAGCAACAUUGUGAUUAUCUGUUUGCGAGUUUGUAUGCCCUCAAAACAACACUUUAAGUGAGAUCUCUUCAUUGGAUACAUAUAUUGGGUCAAUCUUAUGACAUCUGUCUGUUACAUGGAGUAGUCAGCGGAGCAUAAAUUACCAUUUGGAGAAGUGAAGUGCGCUGUCAAGUGUAUCCACGGAUUGUCAAUUUGCAAUGCAUCAGCAGAGGCCAUGUUCAAAACUUGGAGCGAAUCAGCGAUUAUGAAUUAGAAAGUCAGGUUCAUAUUCACUUACGGGAUCGCGGCGAUAUCGCCUGCGAUAGAAAAUACCAUCAUGUCUGCGAAGGUUGCCGAUAGAAUCGACCCUUUCACCAGUAAGGUGUCUAUCAAAUCUAAAAAACAGAAACGGUCUCAGGGUUCAUCGCAUUAUCGGACUAAAAAUGCCCCUGAGUUGCAGGCUUUACCUCAUCUUAAAGAUACUCCACCUGGGGAACAGCAGGACUUGUUCAUCAAGAAGCUUCAGCAAUGUUGUGUUGUGUUUGACUUUAUGGACCCUGUGUCAGAUUUGAAGAGUAAGGAAAUUAAAAGGGCCUGUCUGAAUGAAUUAGUGGAUUACAUCACAGCUACACGCAAUGUUCUGACAGAACCUACGUAUCCGGAGAUUGUUCGAAUGAUUGCAUGUAAUAUUUUUCGCACUCUUCCACCUAAUGACAAUCCUGACUUUGACCCGGAAGAAGACGACCCAACACUGGAGGCAUCAUGGCCUCAUUUACAGAUUGUUUAUGAAUUUUUUCUCCGCUUUCUUGAAUCUCCAGACUUCCAGCCAAGUUUGGCCAAGAAAUAUAUAGACCAAAAGUUUGUUCUUCAGUUAUUGGAACUCUUCGACAGUGAAGAUCCACGGGAACGAGACUUUUUGAAAACUGUCCUUCACCGGAUCUAUGGAAAGUUUCUUGGACUUAGAGCUUUCAUUAGGAAACAAAUAAAUAAUUUUUUCCUCAGGUUUAUUUAUGAAACAGAGCAGUUCAAUGGAGUUGGAGAACUAUUAGAGAUAUUAGGCAGCAUUAUCAAUGGUUUUGCUUUACCACUGAAGGCAGAACACAAGCAGUUCCUCAUCAAGGUUUUGAUCCCUCUACACAAAGCUCGCAGUCUAAGUCUCUAUCAUGCACAGCUGGCCUACUGUGUCGUGCAGUUCUUGGAAAAGGAUGCUGCUCUCACUGAGGAUGUUAUCAAGGGUUUACUUAAGUUCUGGCCGAAGACCUGUAGUCAGAAAGAGGUGAUGUUCCUGGGGGAAAUUGAGGAGAUCCUUGACGUGAUAGAACCUGCUCAGUUCCAGAAGGUGAUGGAGGCCAUGUUCAGACAGAUAUCCAAGUGUGUGUCCAGCCCACACUUCCAGGUUGCAGAAAGAGCUUUAUACUACUGGAACAACGAGUACAUCAUGAGUCUGAUCGAGGAGAACUCAAAUGCGGUGUUGCCAAUCAUGUUCCCAGCUCUCUAUAAGAUUUCUAAAGAGCACUGGAACCAGACCAUUGUGGCUCUUGUCUACAAUGUCCUGAAGACCUUCAUGGAGAUGAACAGCAAACUGUUCGAUGAGCUCACAGCUAACUACAAAGCUGAGAGACAAAAGGAGAAGAAGAGGGAGAAGGAUCGUGAGGAACUGUGGCGUCGACUUGACAAGUUGGAGGUGAACAACCGUAACAAGAUGAUCAAGAACUCCUAACAUCCAUGCUGUGACCUCGCACCUCGACUCCAAACCCUCAAUGCCCGCCUGUGCUCGCUUGCUUGAUCGCUCGCUCAUCUGCUCCCUGCUGCCAUGUCUGGCUUGAUGACAGUUGUUGAUAUGUAGUUAAACUGUGUGCCAAAGCAAUGUGCUGGAGUUUUGGCAGACAGUCAUGGAGCACCAUCUCCUUCAGGAGCCAGUCUAGAUUCAAUGUUAGAAAUGUUGCAUUAGGUGCUAGCACCCAAUCAACAUUCAACAUUUCCGAAAUCAAUACUUUAAUUUAUGGCUACAGCCUGCAAUAACCUUUAUUUGUGUUUCUAUCACACAUUCAGAACCUUUGUUGUGGAGGUCUUGGAACACUCUGUCAAAUUGCUAGUGAUACUAGUGAACUCACAAGGUAUAAUGGGGAUUUACAGAGGGACUGUCCCAGGCUUAUUUUUGCUGUAAUUCCCAAUUCUCGGGUGAAGAUUGCAACAUUGAUAAUAUCCAAGGGACAUACUGUAAAUGUAGGUUGUCUUAUAUUUUAGCCAUAGUUCAUUUUCAAGAAUGUGAAAUGUUUGAGAUGCAGCCACACACAGUUGGAUCUCCGAAAGCCAACCUACUCUUCCCAAGUCUUCACACAAAUCAUCUUUGACAUCACGAACAAUGGAUGAUGUCAUUGCCAGUCUUCUGCCACAAUGCACUGAUAGGAUAUGUCACUUUGCUAGACCGCCUCACUAACAAAAAGCGUAGAUUAGCCAAUUGGUAUGAAAGGAAGUGAUACCAAAAAUAAUUCCUCAAUGGGUUACGCUGGCUAUUGAUUGGUUGGAAGUUGUCUCCACAAGUUGAUGAGAAUAUCUAUGUAUAUGGUCACAGAAACUUUGUUAAUGAGAUUCACAGGAAGAUUGUUGAUAUUUAUGAGUAUUGUAAACUACACUGAUCACUAACUUGAGAAGUCUGUUCGCUUCAGACUGUUAUGACCUGUAGUCAUACCCAAGGAUCAAUUGUAACGUCAUUAUUUAUUUCAAAUUUUUAGUCAAGUGUUUGUAGUGAGUGUCUCACUACAGUAGAUGGCUUGCUUGCAUGUGGAACACCGUCAUCAGAAAGUCAUACAGUGUCAUAUGCAUUAUACUUUGUCAUCCUACAUAAGUGGUGCUGUUUAAGUCAACACUGUAUAUACUUAUAUAUACAAUAGCUGGAGCAUAAUAUAUGGCUUUGGAAAGGUUCAGGGAAUUAUUGUAUGGAAUUGGUCUUGUAUGUCAUAUGUCAAAGAUUGAGUAGACACUAGUCUUGUCGAAACGUUGAUUUAAAUUUCAAAAUUGUUUUCUUGCUUUUGAUAUUUGAUGGAUGUAAGUAAGUUGCUUUAAGGAAAGGUUGAAUCAUAUAAACAAUUAUUCAUUUUGGUUUUCAUGCUAUUUUCCUAAUCAAUGAUAUGACACCACCCAUCAAGGCUAUAUGUACACCUUAUCUGAAACAAAAUCUUUUAUCAAUUUCAAAACAGUUAUCUCAUGCUCCAUGGAGACAGCUUGGCAGUGUGUUUAGAAAAUUGACUUAAAAUGGAGAUUUGUCACAUCGACAACAGCCAGUGCGUGUUUCAAUAGAGCAGAUGGCAGCUGAAUUCAGACUUAUUUUACUCAACUGAUAUUCAUUUAAACUGUACUGAGUAAUACUGCUGUAAAAAUAUGUUUAUAGUAGCUAGGGAAAUAGUACCAACUUUCCAUUUAGCCUUAUUGUAUUCUAGUUCAGUGUAAAAACUAAUGUUGUAUAAGUAAGUACACGAAAUUUUUCUGACAUUUAUCAUGAAGAAGUACACAAGAAAGCAUUCACUGGCCAGUAAAAGAGUGAAAUAUAAUUUUAUUGUUAAACAUUUGAAGAUUUGGCUUUUGUUUGUUGGUUUGUUCGAUGUGAAAAGGAUAUAUUUUGUUUGAUGGUUGACAGAUAAGGAUUUAUUUAUUGCAUAAGAGGAAGCUAUGGAUAUAUUGGUUUGUUGACAAGGUUUCAGGUGUCCAUCUACUGCCACUGUAGUGUGGUAGAUGAGGAUUACAAACUAACAGAAGUCUCAUGUGCUAGUUAUUGUGGGCACUGUAUGUAACUGACAUUGCAAGCAAACAAGUCACUAUGUCCGUCCGCAUCUUAGUUGUCCAUCUCAUUUCUACUGUCGAGCGUUGUGUUUUCAUUUGUUCAGUUUCAUCGUGCCAUUAUGACUGUUUGACCUACCAUGUCUUGUGUCUGAAGCAAAAAUCUGGAACUGCUUCAUUUUGGCAUAUCUGACAAGAAGAAUACCGGUAUAUCGCUAGGAUUGUACAUCAAUUUCUUGCAGUACUGGAACAAAUUUGUUUUAAUAGAUUGAAUAAUGAAAAGUAGCCUGAUGAUUUUAGGAACUGAAAUGUUAGUGUGGCUCUGUAAGCUAAGGAUUUGCUUUCAUUUUGAGUGUUUCUUUUAAUAAUGAAUAAUUAUGAGCAAAAGCGCAUGUGAAACAAUUGAUAUAUAAAAAUGUUCCUUGUGUUAUCAUUUUGUUGUUAAGUUGCAAAUGUUUGCAUUCUCAUUGAUAUUGUGAUCUUCAUAGCCCUUCAUAGCCCUUCAUCAUGUGUUAGACUUUUCAUAAGUUAAACAUGGUGGAUCUUUCAAUAUCUUCUGACGUGAGUCGUGAGCUGUGAACAGUUGCAAGGAAGUCGGUAUGGGACUGAGGAAAAUCACACCGAGAUUCCCAGAAAGUAGCAGUAUCAUGGCAAUGUUAUGUUGGACAACGUAAUUAUGUUGUGGCCACUGCCUAGUGACAACACUACUUGAGAGUGAGGAUGUUUGUUAGAGGCAUAGAACCUUACUCUAGUCACUAGCUUCACAUUACAGAGUUCUGAGUGUCACAGAGGGACGCUUAUCUUGGACGGAACCUGCGUGUUCUCCUGAGAUUUGUUCUUAAUCGAGAUUUGUUAUGACUUGUGAUACUGUAGUGUAUUCAGUUGGUGUUCCUAUGCUUGUCCUGUAUAUACAUUUCUUCACCCACUCUUCAUGUAAUGUAUGACUUAAUAGUGUAUUUGUGUCACAAACCUACAGGAAUAUAGAUUCAAAUUACUUAGAUUUGUGCACAUGGAGAUAAUAUUUUGAUCUUUCAGAAUGUUUUCAUAGAAGUUGAACUCUUUCAGACAUUGUUAAUUUGAUUUCUAGCUAGGAUAUUUUUGUUAUGACAUCUGUAAGUAUCAGAACUGAUGAUAGUUACUUGAUAUAUGGACUAAACUCCCAUGUGAUCUAACAGAAAUUUCUACAUCUAACUGCAACUAUGCCAUUGUCAGUGUGUGAGUGGGAACGAAGGGGAGGCUUAUACUUUGCCAGUCAGAUGACACGUUCUGCAAUUGCAAUGUAACUUGAAACAUCUAACAAUCAAAGUAUUUUUGUGCCAUGAUAGCUAUUCAAGGAUGUUUGACUGCCUCUUCAUCUCUAACAAUGAUUUCAAAUGGUAAGCUUUGAGUGUUGCAUUGCUGCAGUGAUUGGACUGGUCAGUGAGUCUGUAAUUCCCAUGUAUGCUUCCGACAUAGAUCUGUAGCAGUCUGUUGUGUGUUACGUGAAUAUUAUCCUCUGCUGGUGUGCUAAUGCCAGACCAGUGCUUCAUAGGGCAAACAUUUCUCAAAGUGACAAAGGGAGGCGACUCAGGUUUCACCACAAAGGGAGAUCACUCUGGUUUUGGUACCUUCCCAAGAAUUGUAUGUCUUAUUGAUCACAGUUCUGGCCUACACUGACAGUGAGAAGUUUGUGUCGAGUGUUCUUCACAGGGUUGUGUGACCUGAUAUUGAGGCUCUUGCUGCCAUCAUUGUUGUGGCAGGCUGGAGGACGUGGCCCUCAUCUUAUUAGCUAGACAACUGCAGAGGUAUACUAUUUAAGACUGAACAAAUUGCUGAUGAGAAUUAUGUGUGCAUUAAUUAUUUAUAGUGUUUAUGAAAUGUAAGGUUCAUUGGAAUACAGUGAAUCUGUGUAUAUCAGUUUGUAAAAUUUGUCAUUUUCCUGUUGUGUGUUAUAACAUAUCCAUAAUUGCCAACUACUGAUGCUUGUUUCCAGUUUGUCUUGGAGAAAACUCAUCAGUGAAUUUGGUGUAAUUAUUACUGAAGGUUACAUCCUUUUGAAUGCCGUGGCGCGAGAGUCGACUAAUUCCUCUUCCCCUGUUAACUGCCACACUACCUGCUUGUGUACCAGUUACCAAUAGAGCCUGGCGUGUCAACCAAAACUGUUAUGUUAACAGAUUCCUAUUUUAGCAGUUGGUAUUGCCACAAAUAAUUUUGUGUACAUACAAGAUUAAACAUUGUGUGUUUGAUUUGUAGCCUAACGCAGCCAGAACUUUCUGAUUCAGUAGUGUCUGACCACACACAGCAGUUCCGUAAUCAGCUCUAUGUUGUGUCCUCAAUUUUGCUUUUGUACAUAUGCUUACUUGAUUGUAUAUUAUGUUGCUAUAUUAACUAUACUUGGCUUGUAGGCAAUCUGUAGCCAAGUUUGUGCAUAGUUGUUACCCUCCAAUUUGUCUUUGUAAACUAUGUCUGAAAAUAUUUUGUAAAAUUAAAAUAUUCUCAUCAAAAUUCAUUUUGUUAUAUUUCAUCCUGUUGACCAACUUUUGCACGUCAGCAGAAAGAUUGAAUGAAGAGAUCAGAUUAAUGAUACAUGCAGGUGACAAAAGAAAUUCCUAGCACAUGGAUAUGUUGUUGGGGCAACUACUGGGGACAUGUCUCAAACAAUUACAUGUCUUUAUAGAGGGGUGCUUUGAUUUUCAUUGAUUUGAUUUGCUUGCUUCUUAACUGAGCACGGAUAAUGCUGACCUGGCAUGCUACUGACAUGUCUCUAGAAGUGGAUAGAAGAAAAUCCAGGAUUUCAGAAAUAAAGGAAAUUCAUCAUGAA